Molecule: messenger RNA, 3141 nt
Organism: Clupea harengus (Atlantic herring)
Lineage: Eukaryota; Metazoa; Chordata; Actinopteri; Clupeiformes; Clupeidae
Gene: dcstamp
Product: dendrocyte expressed seven transmembrane protein
Cellular component (GO): membrane
Source: RefSeq, a predicted model, not a curated record
GUAAACUGAUCACCAAAGCAUAUUAUUGCAUUCGGCAGUCCCAAAGUCGCCCAACCCACAAUCCUCUGUCACAAACCGAAAGAGAACAAGAAAUGAACGUAAACAAAGAAGGAACACGUGCCCCACAAUCCUUCCCUUCUAAAAAGGAGAAACAACAAACUGCUUCCUUAUUACAGGGCAGAUGACAGAGCCUUCACAACACCCUACCCUACAACAAUGACUCUACUGCAUUGCAUUCCAGACACCCCAAUGGCACCUUGAACCAAUGUCAAUGGAACUAUUUUCACCCAUUCGACACGUGCGCUUUAUUCUCUUGGGUGUCAUCUCUGAAACCUCUCUCGUGCAUUGCACGUGAACGUACCUCAGCGGUGUGGGUUUACAUUUGCGACAUAACUCGUGCCCGUGAUGAGUAUGUGUGGUGGGGUUUUUUUUUUUCUGAGAAGUCGAAGAGCAGCACAACACUUCUGCUUACUGCAUUUGGACACAGACUCAAGGGCACCAGGAGGUAAACAUGUCCUCUGCUCCGUUUAGACCCUUGUUCUUCUGGCUAGAAAUUCUAGGAUUCUAGAAUUCAUUACCUCACUGAUAUAAUAUAAUAUAAUAUGUUUCUUUAUGACUGAUUAUGUCGAUUAAUCUUCAAAACCAGGAAGUUGAGAGCAGAAAUGUUACAGUAUCUUUCUCAUAUCUUUCUCUCUCACUCUUAAUUUCUCCCUUCAUUCAGUUGUUACCUGUAAAAUGUAGUAUUUAUUGUAAAUUACGACAAUAUGUCCCUAAACUCAUUUUCUUUCUCUUGGAUGUGGAGGUGAAACAAAAAACGAUUUGUUAUCACCACUACAGACAAUGAGAAUGAAGCUCACUGGUGCUCAGCUGAAAGGGACCUUGCGUCAGGUCUGGUCUGUGUUCGUCCGUCUCUUCACUGCAGACUCCCCUGACAGCUGGAGGAACAAGGUGCUUCUCUCUGCCUUCUGUCUCGCUUUGAGCGUCCUGCUGUCCUGUCUGCUCUUCCUCGGCCUGUGCUACUCUCUGAAGUACGAGACCGCCGUUUCUGCCGGUGUGGCGGUCGCUUUCUGUGGCGGUUCUACCAUAGCCUUGUCCCUGUCUCAGAACGUCCGGUGCUUUGCCGUGCUGGUUCUCAUCUCCUGCGGGCUGAAGCAGAUCAGGAACCUGCUUACCGCCGCCGGAACCAGCCUGGUGGUCCUGUGGAAUGUCCGGAACACACUGGAGAACCUCAGGGGCCUGGCCAAGAGCCUGCUAUGCAACCUGGAGGCCAAGAAAAUUCUGGUGGACCUGGCUCCCCUCAGCAACUAUGUCCAGAUGCUGCGAUGGGUGGGGGGGCAGCUCAAGCACUUCACCGACUUCGGCGCCGGGGAGUUGAGGUCGGAGUUCAAACUCAGUGCCUCGGCCGACUCGGUGGUGUUCAAGCAAAAGCUGUCCGAGGCCAAGCAGGUUCUGAACCAGACUGCUGUGUCUGCCCUGGCCGCUAUGAACAUGACCUCCUCCGUGGCCCAGAAGCUGCUGCCAGCGCUUGGCAUCCUCUUGCUUGUGCUCCUCACUGCCCGCUAUGUGAAGAAAUACCGCACGGACAGGGGCUUUCAGAACAUCUUCAUCACCGAUGCCCUUCUGCGCUACGAUGAGCAGCAAAGGGCCGAGGGCAAGCCCUCCAUUUUCCCACUGACUGAAAAAGAGAAGAAGCGUUACAUCUCCAUUCCAUCCUCCCGUCCCUCGGCCAAGGAGGGGAAGGCCAUGCUCAAAUUUGGCUUCCCAGUUUUCACAAACCUGCUUAUCUGGCUGUUCUUCAUUGGCAUCGACGCGCUGGUGUAUUGGCUCAUCGGAGUGCUUCGCACACGGCUAGAGGAACUAGAACCGUUUCAGAUCCCAGUGAUCAUGCAUCUAAAGGAGGACAAGUCUGUCAUAGGGAUCCCAAUCCAUGUGGACAGAGAGAGGCGGGACUACUCCUACAACCUGACCCUCUUUGAGCAGAAGUGCCUGCCCGAGCCCCGUCUUAUGUUGUACUCCACCGUGCCCCUGUUGGUCAUCCUUACUCUACUGACGUGCCUCAGCCUGCUUUCCGCUAAACUCACCCAGCUCAGGCUGCUGGUGUCGGAGCGCUUCUUCUCCGAGCACGCCGCUGAGCGAGCCCGACACCUGCACCAGAAGAUCCUGAGGAAGAGGAACAAGUGGAAGGUGGGAAACUUGAAAGGAGAGUUGGCGACGCUGGUCAAACAGGCACAGUUUUGGUGUCCCAUCUUAUUUGGACGUCAGCAAGACAACUUUGAACCUUUAACCUGACCCGGUCUGAUGAAAGCUAAAUGGGAUUGUGUGUGGUGAAUGCAUAUGCUACAUUAGACUACUGCAACAACAUCAAUACAGAUAGAUUACUUUUUAUUUUUACCUUUUUAUGUCUUUAUUACAGAGCUUGUUGUUUGUUUUCUUUUUCAGUAUGUAAAGCGUCUUUGAGCACAUGAAAAGCGCUAUAUAAAUGUGACGUACUAUCAUUAUUAUUAUUAGAUUAGCGCCAUAAAUAUUCCUGGGUGAAUGUUGCAACUUGUUGGUGGUUGGAAAUGUAUUGUGAAAUCAAAGAAAAAGUGAAGUUGAAAGCAGAAGCUCUGUGUCAGACAGAUAUGAUUUUUUCUUUUACUUACAAAUGUGUACUUUUACAGUUAUAAUGUAGAAGUAACUGUUAGUCACAAUGACUUCUGAUGAUGAUCUCAAAUGCUGAGUGCAUGGAGUGCAAUGGCCUUUCUAUAUGCCUUCAACCUGCACUGAUUUCGUAUUGACAAAUCUCUCUCUCUCUCUCUCUCUCUCUCUCUCUCUCUCUCUGUGUUUGUGUGAUUAUGGACAAAAUCCAGGCAGACCCUUAUCUGCAUGAUUAUGAAACAUUUGGCUGGUUAAAGUUACACCCAACAGACUGCUGUUGCUGUUCUCUUUACUGCACAACAGGAGCAGAGUUAAAUAAAGUGACUGCAGCCUACCAACAGCACUGUCUCUCACUAGGGAUCUUACCACACAUCAAGAUGCAUUUGGAAUACAUUAUGGACCUACAAGCUUUUAAUAUAUAUUCUUACUGACUCAUAAUUACUAUUUUCUACUAUUUUUACUAUUAAUCUUUAUUUAUAUUAUAAUAAAUCCAUUUGCAUUGUA